Messenger RNA from Solanum lycopersicum (tomato), 1425 nucleotides. RefSeq lists its product as uncharacterized. The record is from RefSeq and is a predicted model, not a curated record. Lineage: Eukaryota; Viridiplantae; Streptophyta; Magnoliopsida; Solanales; Solanaceae.
AUGGACUUGCUUCCUCCCCCUACAAACCAUGGUAUUGACAUUGUUGGUGUAGCUGAUGGAGGAGAGGCUGGAUAUGGUCAGGAGGAUAUUCAAAUUUCUAAUGUUAAUAUUUCUAAAGGGAAAGAUAAAAUGGAUGGUCAGGAGUCUAUGUAUAAUGUUGAUAAAGAACCACCUGAUAAAAGGAAUCUUGACAUGCCUCAACAGGUUCCUCUAGAUCAUUCAAAAAGUGAUAAUUUGGAUGAGUAUAGGGAACCUGAUUCUGAAGAUGAGUAUGAUGGAGAUACUCAUUAUUUAGGUGAGGGUAUUGAAACAGGGGAAGAGAUAAAUAACUCUGAUCAAAUUCAAAAAGGCCCUUUGCUUCACACUUCUAAUGUUGAUGAUAUUAGAGACAUUACUAGUAAACAGGGCUUGUCACCUAGAGAACCCUUUGCUAACAGUUCUCAGUUGGAUUCUUAUAGAAUGAGGUUAUUGAUGGACUAUAGUUACAGUAACUCUAAUAACAAGAUUUGGAUAUUUUGGUCUGAUAAGGUGAAGUGUCAAAUUGUUGAUAUGGAUCAACAACAUAUAAGCUGUGAGGUUAUUCAUGAACAUUGCAGUGACAAUUUCCAUAUAACUUAUGUUUAUGCUAAGUGUAAAGAAUAUUUAAGGAAACCUCUUCGGGAUGGUAUGCUGAAGUGGUCUACAACUGUUAAGCCAUGGUGCAUUAUAGGUGAUUUUAAUGUUAUUACAUCUACUCAGGAAAAGUGUGGUGGUAGAGCUUAUAAUAUUAACAAAAGUUUGGAAUUCAUUAAUAUUAUAGAGUCUUGUGGUUUAACAGAUUUGGGUUAUCAUGGUCAAUAUUUCACUUGGUGCAACCAUAGAAAAGAUGGAGCUCGAAUCUGGAAAAGACUAGAUAGAGGCAUGGUUAAUGAUAAAUGGAUGGAAAAAAUGCCUAAAACUACUAUCACACAUUUUCCAUCAGUAGGAUCGGAUCAUUGCCCCUUACUGAUGGAAAUUAGUGACAAUAAGGAACAUGUGAUUAGAUAUUUUAAGUUUCUCAACUGUUGGACUGAGAAUUAUUCUUUUCUAAAGACUGUGGAAAGUUGUUGGAAGAGGCAAGUUGAAGGUAAACCUAUGUGGAAAUUUCAUACUAAAAUGAAAAGACUAACAGCUACUUUAAGGUAUUGGUCUAAAAAGGAAUAUGGAGAUGUUUUUGCAAAAGUGAAAGAAUAUGAAGAAUUAAUCAGCAGUGUUGAAACUUCCAGUAUUCAGGACAAUAGUAAGGAAAAAAGAGAAAAUUUGCAUUAUGUCAAUGCACAGUAUAUUAAGUAUCUUAAGCUGGAAUAUGUAAUUCUUCAACAAAAAACUCAAUUGCAUUGGCUAAAGGAAGGGGAUGCUAAUUCAAAAUAUUUCCAUGCAGUGUUGAGAGGAAGAAGGAAAAAAUGA